AAGGACGGUUCUUUUAUACCUCAAUUGAAAGAACCACAACACCACAUUACACAUCCUAUAGUGUGUUGUCGAGCAGCAUUGAGUAGCGUUCGAUUGCAACUUGCCUCUUUAUUUGAAGAUGGCGCGAAAGCAUGCAUUCCGUUUCGACUUUGCAUUUCAGAUCUAAGCCUGAAGAAAUGUCGAUGUUCGCCGGAAUGAAUAGGGUUUGACUAGCUCAGGCCUCAUCCUGAGCACUGCCAGGUCGGCUUCUAGGGGUCGCUGACGGGACCGGAUCCCAGCUGCACCCACCAUGACUCCCAGGUCCUCCACCAUGACCCCAACCAUGAAGCAGUGGAGGCAGCUGGUUCUGGUGGUGAUGCUGGCCUGGCUCCUCAUCUUCCUGGCCCUGCUCUCCCACUUCCUGGACCCCCGGGAUGUGGAUCUCCGCUCGCCCUCCUCGCUCACCCACACCGAGACCCGCCGUCUGGCCUCCAUCCAGGGUAGUCCAUCGGGCAUCAGGGCUUCUCCUCUUGAGGUGACAUCCUCAUCUUCACCCGCCAACCAGGAUCCCAGCCACAGCCAACAGGUUAAAAAGGAGGCCCUGGAGCUGAGCCAGAAUGGUGACUUGGUGGUCUGGAAAAAGGUGAGCGACCAGGAGGAGAGGGUGUAUCAGGAAAGGGAAGAGAAGAUAAGGAGGGAGAGACUGAGAAGGAGGAGGAGGAAAGGGAGCAUGUCCAGGGCUGAGCAGCGGGGCAGAGACGGCUACUAUUUAUCCCAGUCCAAGGUAGUGGUCCAGCAGCUGCGAAGGGGCAUUGCCUCAGCGGGAAUGCUCGCUCCACACCUGCAGAAGUCCAUGAGGGACUACCUGAAUCUCAACAGACAUCACGUGGCCUACAGGGGGCGGCGCAGGGGUAGGCAGAGCGGGAGGGAGGUACUCUGUGAACUGAAGGAGCAGGCCAGGUUGAGGACACUGGAUGGGACAGAGCAACCCUUCUCUGGGCUGGCCUGGGACAGGCUAGUGCCCCCACGACCUCUGGAGCAGCUUUGGGGCCAGGGGUCAAAGUUCAAGUCGUGUGCGGUGGUCACCUCGGCCGGGGCUAUCCUCAACUCUUCCCUAGGGAGAGAAAUUGAUUCCCAUGAGGCUGUGCUUCGCUUCAACGCUGCUCCUACAGAGGGCUAUGAGAAUGACGUGGGCAACAAGACCACCAUCCGCAUCAUCAACUCUCAGAUACUUGCCCGGCCAAGGCAUCGCUUCACCACCAGCUCUUUGUAUAAGGGUAUGACACUGGUGGCCUGGGAUCCUGCACCGUACUCUGUGGACCUGCCCAGGUGGUACAGGAACCCAGACUAUGACCUGUUCACCCCGUACGAGGAACGCCGGCGGCUCCACCCCACACAACCGUUCUACAUCCUCCACCCCAAGUUUAUCUGGCAGCUGUGGGACGUGAUCCAGGGGAACACCCAGGAGAACAUCCAGCCUAACCCCCCGUCCUCUGGGUUCAUAGACCCCGUGGCAAUUCCUGGAAUCCCAGCAGGAGGGCUUGAGGGGGCUGUGUCAUCCUGAGCACGUUACUGCGCUACCACCACACACACACAGAAAGAGAACACACACUCACUGCCAGCAGCAGGACUCAGGACCAUGACACACAGAAUGAUUUUAUUUGGGUUGCAGUCCAUUUUAUUUAACUGUUUUUGGGUUACAGUUUAUUAGGAAGUGAGAGGCAGUGCUGUUCAGUUUGUCAUCUUGAUGAAGACAAGCAAGUGCCGUAUGAUGGCUACAGCCAGCCACUAUGUGGCAGCCCAAUGGGGGUGCCAGGCUGUUUGACUGCCUGCUGGGAGCUUUAGACUUGUAGACUGAGGAACAUGUCAACAUGCAAAGCCAGAUACUGCAUGACUCAACACUACAGACACAGAAAGAUGGUAACUUUAACAGGUUGCGGCUUUCGUACAACCCCUGGCUGUCAUCCCGACAUGCAAAUAUUGGUUGGAUCAACACUGUUUCCACAUUGUCAUAACUGUAAACAACCUUUCAGUCAACUGACAAUUGAACAUUGUCAUGAUCUCUUUUGCCCAAUGGGAUGAUGGCUUCAAGAGUGCAAGACAAGUGUUGCAAACAUGAACACUUUCUGUUACACUUCUCCAACUGUUUCUGGUUUAUUACCCUCCCCACCCUGCAGUGAAAUUGAAAAUCCCUUCACAUUGUUUCCAUACAUUUAAUACCAGUUUCGGUUGUAAUUGCUAGCCAGUUUUACACAGAUCACCCAGGUGCAUCAUUUAUAAAAAAAUUAUUACGCACAUAUGAUAGUUGGAAUCCACAGCUAUAUAGUGAUUUCAUAUAUAGUGAUAUAUAUUGAUUUAGCAACUUAGUGUGAUCUAGAAAUGAUCAUGAUUGUGUGUGAUUUACACCCUUCGACAUGUGUAUAAACAUUGUGAUUGUUCUUCCUAUUGUUUCAAGAACUAAUGGUAUGCUGAAAUGUAGAAUAAAAACUGAGCAAACAAAUGAGGCCCGAGGUGAUUUGAUCUCACAGAUGAGGUACAAAGCAUUCAGCUUCACCGGCAUCAUUCACAUAGCUGCUUUAGAACAAAUGAAUAGAUGGACUGUCUGUUAUUGCUGUUAUAUGACAGCACACUGUAACAGUUAUGACAAAAUACUUUUUUGAACUGUAACAGUAAUGACAACACUAAAGCCACUGCAGUCUUAAUACAACUCUGGUGUCUAUCGACGUAACACAUGUAACAAUAUGAUAACGGAAGUUGAGGAAAAAUACACGUUUUGUUUUUAAGUAAACAACACCACACUGUUGCGUUUUCUCACGGCAAGACUUGACAGGAAUUUAUAUCUACACCUUUACUGAGUGACAAAGUAACAGUUGACCAUCUCUAUGGGUUGGGGCGGUUGACACACCUUCUAUAACAUGGAUCAUCAACUAGAUUCAGCUGCGGGCCGAUGCACGGAUGGUCGGGGGGCCAGAACAUAAUUACUGCCAACUGACAGCAAGAAGUCCAAACAGAUAUAACGUUUACUAAAGCAUAAUCAUUUCUAAACAGGUUUCCAAACUUAAAAUCCAUUUCCGUUGAUUUCAUGUUCUUACAGUCUCAUAUCCAACGACAAAAAUACCACACAAAAAAAAAAAUAUAUUAUUAUUUAUAUUUGCCAUGAACUUGGGGGGCCAAAUAAAUCCACCCGCAGGCCGCCAGCUGGGGUCCCCUGUUCUAUAAGAUACCGUGUAGUUUCUGGGGUGAUGACGUGGAAUAGAUCACUUUGUUCGUAGAAGAUAUUGAUAGUUCUCUGUCUGGGUAACGUUGUGGAUUAGAUCACUGACUGUGUGUUUAGAAGAGUUCUCUGGUGACACAACGUCGUGAUGGAUCAUUUAUGGAUCAUUUAUGGGUAGUCUGUUGUUGAGGCGUUCUCAUGAUGACAAAUCACUAUGGGGAGUUGUUGGGUGAUGCCACAUGAUAUACUGUGUAGACUGAGUUUUUGGGCGACACCACAUGACAAAUGCCAGGGAUAACACCAUAUCCUCUAGAGUUCUCGGUGGUGAUCAC
Molecule: messenger RNA, 3525 nt
Organism: Oncorhynchus mykiss (rainbow trout)
Lineage: Eukaryota; Metazoa; Chordata; Actinopteri; Salmoniformes; Salmonidae
Source: RefSeq, a predicted model, not a curated record